Messenger RNA from Scylla paramamosain (green mud crab), 4012 nucleotides. RefSeq names its product mucin-2-like. Gene Ontology annotation, molecular function: collagen binding; protein binding; extracellular matrix binding. Lineage: Eukaryota; Metazoa; Arthropoda; Malacostraca; Decapoda; Portunidae. The coding region runs from base 1 to 3621 and encodes 1206 amino acids. The transcript has 18 exons. The record is from RefSeq and is a predicted model, not a curated record. Gene Ontology annotation, biological process: anatomical structure development.
AUGAAAUUGCACAGUAGCCUGUGUGGAAAGAAAGUAGCAGUCUUCACAGUAGCCUUCUUUGUCUGUGCAGGGGGAGGGGGAGGUGGGGGUGAACCAGGGUGCCACAGUAUCUGCCCCAAGUAUCACGACCCAGUUUGUGGCAGCAACAGCAAGACCUACAACAACCUGUGUGAGUUGAACAAUGCCCAGCGCUGUGAGAGUCGCUGCAUCACCCUCAGAGCCAAAGGAAACUGCGCCCAUACCUGUGGUGAUCCGUGCCUGUUCUCUGACAAGGGAGUGUGUGGUACUGAUGGCAACACCUACCCCAACCAGUGUGUGCUGGAGGAGGCCGCAUGCCACAACCCUUGCUUAGCUGUACGGCACCAGGGGCCCUGCAAAGAUCAAGAGUGCCCCAGGAUAUGCACUCAGGACUACAACCCAGUGUGUGGCAGCAACAGCAAGACCUACCACAACCUUUGUGCCCUCAACUCUGCUUCAGAGUGUGAUGACCCCUGCAUCACCCUGAGGAAUGAGGGGCCCUGUGAGCACACGUGUGGGGAGCCAUGCCCACUUCUAAUCGACCAGCAGUUAGCCGUGUGUGGCAGUGACGGCACCACCUACAGCAGCCGGUGCCACCUGGAGGAGGCAGCAUGCCACCAGCCCUGUCUGACAGUGCAGCACACUGGGCCCUGUGACUCGGAGGGGUGCCACAUCGUCUGUCCGCUGCACAUUGACCCGGUGUGUGGCACUGAUGGCAAGACCUACGGCAACAUGUGUGCUCUCAGCGCAGCUAUCCGGUGCAAUAAUGACCCGUGCCUCACCUUAAGGGCAGUUGGGCCAUGCCAACGCAAGUGCGGGGAUCCUUGUCCUAUUUUUGAGCAUCAUGCAUCAGUGUGUGGCAGUGACGGCAUCACUUACCCCAGCCAGUGCCACUUGGAGGAGGCAGCAUGCCACAACCCCUGUCUGGUGGUGGAACAUCAAUCUCAGUGUGACAGCCAACCAUGUCCAAGGAACUGCCCACUCUUCUUUGACCUGGUUUGUGGCACUGACGGCAUCACCUACAUGAACCAGUGCACCCUCAACAAUGCUAGCCUCUGCUUGAACAACUGUAUUGGUCUCAGAGGAAAGGGACCCUGCACCCGGGAGUGUGGGGACCCGUGCCCAAUGCCACAGUUAUCUGAUGCUGUGUGUAGCAGCGAUGGCACCACCUACCCCAGCCAGUGCCACCUGGACGAGGCAGCAUGCCACAAUCCCUGCAUCAGCACAGCACAUGCUGGGCCUUGUGGUUCAGGUUCUGAGAAGUGUUGCAUUGAGGACAUGAGGACUUUCCCAGAGAUAAACGUAAAGCUGUCUUGCCAUCAAGGAAAUCUGCUGGCUGAGGCAACUGGGCAGAUCCCACCAAACCCUAGCGUUUGCAGGUUUGCAGGACAUGGAUAUGACCUUGGGGAGCAGCUGGAAGAUUUGUGCUUCCCAAUGACCUGCACAGCUGAGGGAUGGGUCCCUGUUGGCCCCAUCAGUGACUGCUGUGCCCACUGUCUCCUGUAUGGUGACCUGCAUGUCUUCACCUUUGAGAAUGAGUUGUACCACCUCCAUGACAGUUGCAACUACAGCGUUGCCCAGAUUGGGUCCUCCUUCAAUCCUCCUGUGGGUGUGUUCACCAUCCCUGUGCCCUGCAAGGAGAACCAAUACCCAUGCUUCAGCUCCACCACCUUCAAGAAUGACCCACUGACGGUUGUCACAAUCCUCCACGAUGACAUCUAUAAAAUAAACGUGAAUGGUGUAGACUUCGAGGUGGCAGAGAAUGAAGUCAUGGUACUGGAAAACGUGGGAGUGAAUGAUCACCUCCCAGUGCUGGCAUGGCGGGGCAGUUGUGGAAUCUUCCUCGCCGGCUCCUCAGGCAUUACGGUGCUGGCAUGCCCUCACCGCCUGGAUGUGUGGGCUGCUGCCUCUCUCCAGAACCAGCUGGAUGGUCUCUGUGGCAACUAUGAUGGCCAUCUGGCCAACGACUUCCAAUCACGUGGCGGUACCAUCUACACCACCAACCCCUGGCCCAUCGCCUUCCCCAAGUCCUGGAGGUCUGCAGUGUCAACUGUGUUCUGCAGGGAUCUUGGCAGCCAGACAAACAUGGAGGACCCAUGCACUGCUGUGGAGAAGUGGCAGUCUGUGUACAGGAGGACGUGCACUGCCCUGCUGGAGCGCUACAAACCCACCACCCUUAUGCUUGAGGGCUUAAUUUAUGACAUGAUGCCGCACAUAGAGAACUGUGCCAUUGACGUCUGCCUGAUGCACACUGGUGGUGUCCCUCACCAAGAGCUUCAGGACUGGCUCAACAUCCUCGCCAUUAACCUGAAUGUGACCAUGAGCCUUGGACAGAGAAGGGCGGAAUCCAAUGAUGUACAUAAUGGAUGCAACACGGUCACCACUCCCACACCAACCUGUACCACGGCCACUGUCACCACUACUGCUACCGUCACCACUACCACCACCACCACACGGACCACCACUGCUACCACAAGAAUAAUAACCACCACCACGCACACUUCUACCCACAUCUCUACUACCACCACCAUCCUGCCUGUCACCACUACUGUCACAACCACCACCACUGUCACUAUACCAAUAACACCAUAUCCUCUCCCCACUAUCACAAGCACUGUUACGGUUAAGGUAACCCCAUACCCUCCACCCAUCACUUCUAAAACAAUCUAUAACCCGUAUACUUUUACCACGCAUACAACUUCAUCAUAUAUCUUCAACCCAUAUUCUUCCAGUACUGAUACCACUCCUUCAUAUAUUUAUAACCCAUAUACUUCUACCACACAUACAACUUCAUCAUAUAUCUUCAACCCAUAUUCUUCCAGUACUGAUACCACUCCAGCAUAUAUCUAUAAACCGUAUACUUCUAACACGCAUGCAUCUACGUAUACCUUCAGUUCAUCUUCUAGCACAUCUACAACUUAUGCUUCACCAUAUGACUUCAAUCCAUACAUUCAGACGUACAUGACCUCUGCUUUGCCGUAUGAAUUCGAUCUAUACCUUCCUAACCCCUAUGGCAUUUCUGCUCACAGACAGUACACUUAUAACCCAUAUUCUGUUGGUACCUAUACCACACCUACCUCGUCUGUCUAUAACCCUUAUGUUAAUAAUCCUUAUGUUUUUAAUCCCUAUGUCACUGAAUCUAGUAAUCCUUAUGAAAAACUAAACGACCCUUACGUGAACCCUAAUCCCAAUCCGUACAACCAUUAUACCACUGAAUCCUCUAGUAACCCUUAUGAACUGAACAACCCUUAUUUGAGCCCUAGCCCUAGUCCGUACAACCAUUAUACCACUGAAUCCUCUAGUAACCCUUAUGAACUGAACAAUCCUUAUUUGAGCCCUAACCCGUACAACCAUUAUACCACUGAAUCCUCUAGUAACCCUUAUGAACAACUGAACCAUCCUUACUCGAGCCCUAGCCCCAGUCCAUACAACCCUUAUAUCGGUGGAUCAAGUAGCCCUCCUGAAAACCCAAACCCUUACUCGAGCUCAGGGCAGUGUGAGAGAAAGUUGUGUCCCUACAAGUGUGUUCUGAGCCAUGAGUGCAAUGGUAAUGGGUGGAAUGAGAGUUACUGGUGUAGUAAUGGGUGUGUGUGCUGUUUGUAAUGUUUGGUUAGGUGAGUGUUUGUGCUUGUUUUAUUUGUUAUUGUUUGUGGUUUGUUUUAUGGUUUUGUGGUUUGUUUUAUAAUACUAUUGUUGAAGUUUUUAAUUGUUUUUUGUUUGUAAAUUUGAUUUUGGCAUUUAAAUACUUCGGUUUUUCUAGUUGCUUGUAAAUUUUUACUCUUCUAUUUUGUAAAUUUGUAUGUUUUAGUUUUGGAAAUGUUUGGAGUUUCCUUGGAUCUGUAUAUAUGUGAUGUGUAAUAAUGCAUCCAGUUGUCAGUGAUCAUGUUGGGCUUCUCUAUUCAUCAUGUGCUGUUGAGCCUUGAAAUGUUUGAUGCCCCAAAUAUCUGGGAUUUGUACAAGUUUACGUGAUUCAUGUAAUAGAUUUAUUACGUAA